Molecule: messenger RNA, 1437 nt
Organism: Aureobasidium musti
Lineage: Eukaryota; Fungi; Ascomycota; Dothideomycetes; Dothideales; Saccotheciaceae
Source: the annotation of a GenBank genome assembly
AUGUCUGACUUGACCGCUACUGUCCAGGAGACCAAGGCUGGUUUCCACGUCGCUGGCUAUGAGAAGAUCGAGUACGACUUCGAGUUCAUGGACGGUGUCUUUGACCCCAAGAACAGCCAACUUGCCGACUGCUACCAGCGCUGGGGCAGAGCCCUGGCUGUCAUGGACGCCAACAUCUUCGAUGUCUACGGAGACCAGAUCCAGAAGUACUUCGACCACUACAAGCUCGAGCUUUCCAUCCACAAGACCAUGAUUGGCGAGAAGGCCAAGUCUAUGGACACCCUCUUGAGCAUCGUUGACUCGAUGAACAAGUUCGGUGUCUACCGCAAGGAGCCCGUUCUGGUCGUUGGUGGUGGAUUGGUCACCGACAUCUAUAAGGCACUCUGGCCAAUAUCUCCUAAGCGUUUCGCUUGCGCUUCCUACCGCAGAAACACCAACUACAUUCGUGUUCCCACCACCGUCAUUGGUCUCAUUGACGCUUCCGUCUCCAUCAAGGUCGCCGUCAACUACGGCAACUACAAGAACCGUCUGGGUGCCUACCACGCCCCCAUGAACACCUUCCUUGACUUCAGCUUCCUCCGCACUCUCCCCGAUGCUCAGAUCCGCAACGGUUUCGCAGAGUUGAUCAAGAUCUCCACCUGUGCCCACCUCGACACUUUCAACUUGCUCGACAAGUACGGUGAGCAGCUCAUCGAGACUGGCUUCGGUCGUCGUGAGGGUGCUCCCCAGGAGGUUCGCGAUGCUGCUGACAAGAUCAACCGCAACGGUAUCCACGAGAUGUUGAAGCUUGAGACCCCCAACCUCCACGAGAUUGGUCUUGACAGAGUUAUUGCCUACGGCCACACCUGGUCUCCUCUUCACGAGCUGAUCCCCGACCCACCUCUUCGUCACGGUCACGCCAUCUCCAUCGACAUGGCUUACUCUGCCACUCUUGCCAACAUGAGAGGUAUCCUCAGCGACGAGGAGCACAAGAGACUUCUCAACCUCUUCUCCCGCGUCGGUCUCUCCAUGGAUGACGACCACUUCACCGAGGACGUUCUUGACCAGGCCACCAAGGCUAUCCUCAAGCUCCGUGCUGCAGUCCCCAGCCCUCUUGGCUCUUGUGUCUUCCUUAACGACGUCGAGGCAAGCGAGAUGAACGCUGCCUUGAAGAAGCACAAGGAAAUUAUGAAGUCCUACCCUCGCGAGGGUAAGGGACUCGAGGCACACGUUGACUCGAGUGAUACCGGCUACACCCACAAUGCUAAGGCAGUUGAGAACAACGCUACCAACUCUGCCAGCAAGUCCGUCAUCAACGAUGAUGUUAAGGACGGUGUCAACCCUGCUGGCAAGAAGACCGCCGAGAAGAUGGCCAGCGGCCCCGAGGGUGUCAACGGUGUCUCAAACCCCACCACCAACGGUGCCAACAGCCUUGCUCAGGGCGGCGAGUGCUGCUAG